Pseudonaja textilis is the source of this 2243-nucleotide messenger RNA. It is a transcript of the gene SRSF6, whose product is annotated as serine and arginine rich splicing factor 6. Gene Ontology annotation, molecular function: RNA binding. NCBI's taxonomy places the organism in Eukaryota, Metazoa, Chordata, Lepidosauria, Squamata, Elapidae. The record is from RefSeq and is a predicted model, not a curated record.
CUGGGGGCCGGCCGUCAUUACGCUACGGAACAGGCCGUAACUAUCAGCGGCUCUCAGGACCGUUUUUCCCGCAACUUGUUUUCGGCUCUUACAUCUAUCCUUUCCCCCCUCCCCUUCCCCUCCUCUUUCCUUUUCUAGGUCGCAGGGAUGCCGCGUGUCUAUAUUGGCCGCUUAAGUUACCAUGUGCGGGAAAAGGACAUCCAGCGUUUCUUCAGCGGCUACGGGCGCUUGCUGGAGGUCGACUUAAAAAACGGCUACGGCUUUGUGGAAUUCGAGGAUUCCCGGGACGCCGAGGAUGCCGUUUACGAGCUGAACGGCAAGGAUCUCUGCGGGGAGCGGGUGAUCGUCGAGCACGCCCGCGGCCCCCGACGCGACCGGGAUGGCUACAGCUACAGCAGCCGCAGUGGUGGAGGAUAUAGCAGUCGGAGAGCAUCAGGAAGAGAUAAAUAUGGGCCACCUGUUCGUACAGAAUACAGAUUAAUUGUUGAAAACCUUUCCAGUCAUUGUAGUUGGCAAGAUUUGAAAGAUUUCAUGAGGCAAGCAGGUGAGGUAACCUAUGCAGAUGCCCAUAAAGAGCGAACAAAUGAGGGAGUAAUAGAAUUCCGUUCUUACUCUGACAUGAAGCGUGCUUUGGAUAAAUUGGAUGGUACAGAGAUAAAUGGACGAAAAAUCAGGCUAGUUGAAGAUAAGCCUCGAUCGAGCCAUAGACGAUCUUACUCCGGCAGUAGAUCAAGAUCCCGUUCUAGAAGACGAUCACGCAGUCGAAGUCGUCGCAGCAGCCGGAGUAGAUCCCGUAGUGCCUCAAAAAGCCGGUCACGCUCUAAAUCUAGGUCUCGGAGUAAAGACCGAUCACGUUCCAGAUCAAAAAGUCGAAAAUCUAGAUCAAAGAGCAAGUCAAAAGUGAAAUCUAGCAGAGGUUCACGAUCAGGCAGCAGAUCCAAAGAAAAGUCUCGGAGCAGAUCCAGGUCUGUGUCUCGUUCACCUAAAGAAAAUGGAAAAGGAGAAACAAAGUCUAAAUCAAGAUCACAAAGCAGAUCUCAUUCCCGUUCUCCAAUGCAGCAUCAACCUGCAAAGGCUCAUUCUGAGUCUCCAUCCAAAAGAGAUGUGUCACGAUCUCAUUCAAAGUCACGUUCAAAAUCCCGUUCACGGUCAAGAUCCAGUUCACAAGAUUAAGAUUGGAGCUAUUAUGCGAUUAUGGAACAUUGUAUGGUCAGCCAGAAGUCUUUUUUUAAUAUUAGUAUUUGGUUACCUGUUUGAUUUCAGAAAGGAAUGGUCUUGUUCACUAAGUAAACAAGAUAAAACAUUUGAAGUACUUAAAACUUUCUGAGAUGUGUACAGGAAUAUCAGUAAAAAAAGAUUUUUUUUCUUUUGGGGAUAGAAAUUAAGACAGGCUUUUUUUUAUUGGAGCCACAGCUGGAAUAAUACGCUGGGGAGUGGAAAAUGGGUUUUAUAUACAAUGUUGAGUGUGAAGAUUUUGGAAAUGGUAAUAUUCCCUAAAUAUUUCCAUUAUUUUAAAAUUAAUGAAGGUUAGUUUUAUGAAUUAUGGCUUUCUUCUAAAAGCAUAGAAGAGCUGUAUUAAACAAAUCAAAGAUGCCUAUAAAGCUAAUCCUGGAGUAUAAAUUGGAAUAUUUCAUUGUGCUGUACCAUAAGUUACUAAAAGUAACCCAUUUUUCGUUGUGUUAUGGCAAUCUCACUUAAUAAAAACGGCUAUCUCUAAAUAUGCAUGGUAUAGUUUUGCCUAACACCAUAAAACCAAUAAGUGUUUAACUCAUUUGAUAAGAAUUCCAGGUGCCAGAUAACAAUUCCCAAUUUCUUCAUUAAUUUUGCAGUUGCUUUUUUCUGAAAAACAAUAUUACUUGAUCUAAAUUUGAUAACAUUUUGGAACCCAAUGUUCUUGCAUGAAGUCUCCCACUGUACAAGCAGAAAUCCACUUGAGUAAUAUAUUCUUUUUCUUCUGCUAUAGUCUAUCACAUUCUUUUCUCAGAUUUUGAAGACAUGGAUGGCUACAGUAGAAGGAGUAAUUAUUUCCCUAUUUUCUACUACUAGAAGCAGCUUGAUUAGUGAAAAAUUCUAAACUGUUAGGAUUAGGGCUCCAGUUAAUCUAAAAUAAGUAUAUGUGAGGUGAAAUCCAAUCACCAAACUUACAUGUAAUCAAUAAGUUUAGUAAAACAAUACUAGUACAAUCUUAUAAUCUUUAUACAAUGUGUAGUUUGACUUGUAUGAAAUUAAAUCAGUGACUCAAA